CUUCCGGGAGCGCGCGUCACUUCCGCCGAGCCGGGCAGGACGAGAUGGCGGCGCUGGGAGAGCCGGUGCGGCUGGAGCGAGACAUCUGCAGAGCAAUUGAAUUGCUGGAAAAAUUACAGAGAAGUGGAGAAGUGCCACCACAAAAGCUACAGGCAUUGCAAAGGGUCCUUCAAAGUGAAUUCUGUAAUGCUGUAAGAGAGGUGUAUGAACACGUGUAUGAAACUGUGGAUAUCAGCAGUAGCCCAGAAGUUAGAGCCAAUGCAACAGCAAAGGCUACUGUAGCUGCAUUUGCUGCUAGUGAAGGUCAUUCUCAUCCCAGAGUGGUUGAACUACCCAAAACCGAAGAAGGUCUUGGCUUCAACAUUAUGGGAGGCAAAGAACAAAAUUCUCCAAUCUACAUCUCUCGAAUUAUCCCUGGAGGUAUAGCUGACAGACAUGGAGGCCUGAAACGUGGAGACCAGCUGCUUUCCGUGAACGGAGUGAGUGUUGAAGGUGAACACCAUGAAAAAGCAGUAGAACUGCUGAAGGCAGCUCAAGGAAAGGUUAAAUUAGUUGUGCGAUACACACCAAAAGUCCUUGAAGAAAUGGAGUCAAGAUUUGAAAAAAUGAGAUCGGCAAAACGAAGGCAGCAAAAUUAACAUUGUGCAAUAACUUAAAGAAAAAAUAUAUAUUCCUUUUACAUUUUACAGUUUCUUUGUGACUCAGUUGAUCCAAUGCCUGUCAUAAGACCCUGUCCUUUUUGUAGAAUCAUGGAACAAUUGAAGUUGGAGGGACUAGAUCUAGUCCAUUCCCCAAUGCCCAGCUCAGAGGAGGGCCAGCUAGAGCAGGUUGCUCAGGAGUGUGACAAACUGGCUUAUUAAACAUCUCUAGGGAUGGAGACUCCAGAAGAUCUCUGGACAGUCUGUUCUAUUGCUUUGCUCUCCCUUACACUAUGAAGAUCCAUUCCUGUGUUUAAGUAGAGCUUCUGUUAUUUCCACUUGUGCCGACUUCCUCUUGUCCAGUCACUAGAUUUACUGGGAAGAGUUAGGCUCUUCUUUACUCCUUCCUAUCAGGCAUUUACACAGGUUGGUAAGAUCACCCAAGCCUUCUCCAGGCAAGAGAGGCAAUCCCAGUUCUCCCAAUGUCUCCUUGUCUGUAAGAUAGUGCAAUCACUUAAUCACCUUUGUGGCCCUUAAAUGGAUUUACUCUUGUAUGCCCAUUUCUGUAUUGGACUGGGCAGCCCAAAACUGGAUCCAGCACUUGAGUUGUGUCUCACGAGGACUGGCAGAGUGCUCAGCCUGCUGGCAAUGGUCUUUCCAGUGUAGACUGGGAGGCUGCUGGGCUGCUUUGCUGCAAGGGCACAUGGUGGCUCAUGGCUUGCUGUUGUUCCCUGCAAGGCUGCUUUGCAGCUGGUCAGUCCCCCAGUCUGUACUGGUGAACGGGGUUAUUCCCCCCAGUGUGGGACUUUGCACUUUUCUUUGCUGAAAUUCAUGAUACUUGUUUUUCCAGCCUGCUGAGGUCCCUUUGAAUGGUUUGCUGAGAGUGUGAUCUGUCCCAUCCCCUGGGCUGUUACUAAAAACGUGCAAGAGUAUGGACCCCAGUAUGGGCCAUGGGGUGCAUUGGUAGUGACUGGCAUGUGGCAGGACAUUUUGCCACUGAUCACAAUAAUCCUCAGCAGUUCAGCCAAUUUCAGAAUUUUUUCAAUCUCCUUGUGUUUCACAGUUUAGGAGGAAUGUGUAGAUUUAGAAUGGCCUAAAAUGCCCUGGAAAAGCAUAUAUGGUGAUAUUUCUAUUGAUUAUUUUAGAAAGUCUUGUGUCAGACUUUUAAGCAAGAAAGUGAAUUUACAGAUUUUUCAAAGGCAUUUAAUAAGACAUAGUUGUACAAUCAGCAUCCUUUUAUUCCUGUUUUCUUUUGACAUUAGCAUAGAAUAUGCCAGGGUUUUUGCUAACUGAUUUUUGAAAAAAAAAAAGAGAAGAUUCUUAUGUAGCAGUAUUUUGGCACUUUUCUUAAGAAGAAUAUGUUGUAUGUCAACUACAAAACAUAAUCACAGUCUACUGUGUAGCUGAUAACUAUACCAGAUUUUGUAAUGUUUUUGGUAAGUAUAUUGUUUUUACACUUCUGCUAAAUUAUAAUUCACUACUCUGGAAAUUGUAUUACCUCUCCUGUAAAUAAUUUACCGUUGAUGUUCUUAUAUAACGAUGUUGUAAUAGCAGACAUUUACAAAUUUGCAACAAUCAUUCCUGUAAUUUACAUUAUUUUGUACUAAUUUUAAAGCAGUUAUGGGGAAAAUGUGAUUGCUGCAUGCAAUUCUGGAUUGAUUCUCUAGAUGUAUUUUUAUAUUGAGAAACAGAAGAUAUAUAAAUGCAGUGCAAAAGAAUUCCAGAUGUUUCCCUGACUUUCUGCUGUGUAAAAGAAUUUUUCAUCUUAAUUGUCAUACCAUUCUUGUCUUUCUAGUAUCUUUUAUUGUAGUCUUAUUUGCAUAUUGAAUGUAUUGGUUCUGGAAUUGUUAGUACCUAAAUUACUGAUUGUUAUUGUUAUUAAGAGUAAAACGUUCUGAGUUUUAUAUGCUAGGUUACUGUGACAUGUGGACUUGUCUGGGGUUUUAUUACUGACUGCUUCUGACUUGGGGGAUUCUUGUUGGUACUACAGAAAUACUACAUCAUGAUUGCUAAAUAAGGACAUCUCCAUCUGAAAGCAAUUACUGUCUUAUCUCAUGUGUUCUUGAUAGUGGCAUGAGUUUUGUGUUCAAGUUUGAAAAUUUCUGGACAGAGAUCCACUUUUUGGAAUCUACCAGGUUUGAUGCUGUACUUGUGUGGUUUAGGUUUUGGGUUUGGUUUGGGGUUAUUUUAAGCUUCACCUUUCAAAGAAUUAACUUCAUUGUCUAUUGGAUAUCAGUUACUUGUAUGGCAGCUAUGAGUACAUCCUAAUUGACUGUUAGUAAUUUGAUUUUUAGGGGCUUAAACUGGGAAGUGCAGUUCUUGCUAUGUGGCUAAUCCUUAGUCUUAUUUCACAUGAAGCAAUAUGUGAAAGAAACAAAAAGAUUAGUAAUCUAAAAAUGACAGUUUGAGGCUUGUGCUUUGUCAGUUGACCUAUUUGGGAUAAAAAAAGGGGGUUGCUGUGGGCAAGUGAGAAAUGUAAUUGCUUUCUGCAUGUUUGUAAGCAUGGUAAGCCUGCAAAGAGAAGUUUGGGAGAUACUGGUAAUUUGAAAAUGCAGUAUAAAUAUUUAUCUAUAUUAGUUAGAUGACAUCUAAUAUCUAGUUAGAUGACAUUGAGCACUGAAUUGCAUGGUUGGUUUUAUGUCAUAGGCCUCUUUCGAAAGGCCUCAUGUAACUGAUGCAACCAUGUUGUUGAAUUGUAUAUUUUUAUGGAACAAUUAAUGUUUAAAGUAUUGAGACCAAAAUCACUAGUUAGACAAUUGUGGAUGUGUUUUAAUUUAAUUGUUAAUUAGUAGAGAUAUGUUUUAGAGCCAUAUAAAAAUAUAUAUAUUACAGAAAGGUAUGGAUGCAAGAUAGGAAUGUUCAUUUUACAAACCGUAUCCCUUGUAUUACUAAACAAGAGGUGUGUUUUGUUACUCUAAUGAAAUAUUUACUUUAUUCAGAUAGAGCUGCUAAAUGCAGUAGCAUUUUCAUUCUGAAUUGUAGCAUUUGGUUAUGGUUUGUCAACUACAAAAUAUGGAGAGGUGUAUCUAGGCAUAUAAAUAGUAUGUGUAGAGUUGGAAAUGUUUUUAAAUUGCAGUAACAAAAAAAAAAUUAAUAAUCAUUGUUGAUACUAUGAGAACCCUUUAAUAAUAAGGAAAGGGUCGAUUAAAAUACUCCAAAAAACUUGAUCUCUGUUACUACUGAGCAGUGCCUGUACUGUGUUAAUAUGCAGUCCCUGCACACUUCUCAUACUUGGGUAUACAAACAGAUUAAGAAGAGGUAUCAUUUCUGCAAGUAACUUCUGCAUCUGUUGCUGCUGUGAAGGAUCUUUGGGUUUUAUCAACAGAAAAAUAAAAAUUCAGUCACA
Prinia subflava (tawny-flanked prinia) is the source of this 3984-nucleotide messenger RNA. RefSeq names its product lin-7 homolog C, crumbs cell polarity complex component (gene LIN7C). NCBI's taxonomy places the organism in Eukaryota, Metazoa, Chordata, Aves, Passeriformes, Cisticolidae. Gene Ontology annotation, molecular function: L27 domain binding. Gene Ontology annotation, biological process: protein localization to basolateral plasma membrane; maintenance of epithelial cell apical/basal polarity; neurotransmitter secretion. The transcript is spliced from 5 exons. The coding region runs from base 45 to 638 and encodes 197 amino acids. Gene Ontology annotation, cellular component: cell-cell junction; synapse; MPP7-DLG1-LIN7 complex. The record is from RefSeq and is a predicted model, not a curated record.